Molecule: messenger RNA, 948 nt
Organism: Rhagoletis zephyria (snowberry fruit fly)
Lineage: Eukaryota; Metazoa; Arthropoda; Insecta; Diptera; Tephritidae
Product: tyrosine 3-monooxygenase/tryptophan 5-monooxygenase activation protein zeta
Source: RefSeq, a predicted model, not a curated record
UACAAAGCUCCAUUUGCAAAAAGAAUCACACAUACGCCUUCACAUUCAUAGUAGCGGUGUUGUAGUGCGAAAAAUUUCACAUUUGAAGUGCAAUAAUUGAUAAAAGAAAGCAAACAAAGGAAAAGUCUGCCGCCAACGAUCAUAAGAAAAAAAAAAACGUAAUAUUAGUUAGAGAAGACGUGAAAACGUGUAAAUUGUUGCAACGCGUCAGUAGUCGGCAAAGUCGGCAGCAGUGUCCAGCUAAUUGUGCCGCAGAACCUUCUCUUUUAUUGCGAUUCGGUGUAUACAUAUGUAGUUGCAUACAUUAACGUAAUUGUUGGAUUUGUUGGACGUUGAAUUUUUUAUAUUAGGAAUACCAAAAGUAUCGGAGAAUAGUUGCGAUUGCAACACCCGUAGCGAACUCAGUUUGUUAAGAUAGUCACACUGUGAGCGGCGCAUUCAGUUUUAGAAACCCUGCGUUGUAAUCUCUCUUGGCGGUUUGAUAGGAAAACCCAGCUUCAGUUUUUUUCUUUAAGCUCAGCGUAAGCAGCAAGCAAAACAAAACACAUCAAAAUGUCUACAGUCGACAAAGAGGAAUUGGUCCAAAAGGCAAAGUUGGCCGAACAAUCUGAAAGAUACGAUGAUAUGGCUCAGGCUAUGAAAUCAGUCACAGAAACCGGUGUUGAACUGUCAAAUGAGGAAAGAAAUUUACUCUCCGUUGCAUACAAAAAUGUUGUUGGUGCCCGCCGAUCAUCGUGGAGAGUAAUUUCAUCAAUCGAGCAAAAAACUGAAUCCUCCGCCAGAAAACAACAGCUCGCCCGCGAGUACAGAGAACGCGUGGAGAAGGAACUUAGGGAAAUUUGUUACGAAGUUUUGGUAAGUUUUUUUUCGGUGUGUAUUUUUUUAGAUACUGUUUUCAUGUUUCAGUCAUACAAAAUUAGUAGUACUGAUUAAAGCACAACGAAAAUA